ACUGACUGACAUACGAUAACCCGGAUGAGGAAGCAAACACUCCAUUAUACUUCUCUAAGUGCAGGGUUUUAAGAGGCUAAGGCCCAAAAACCGGAUCUGUCCUUAUAUAGUCCUAUAGGAGCAUCUGGACGAUAUGUGAGGUAGGGAUUAUGCAAUGCCAUAGUAGCAUCACCGUGUUCUCUUCCCCCGUGCUGAAGAGGAUGCAGUUGUGGAGACGAGCCUGACGGGCGGAACAUGCGGGUGGCGGAGGGGCGAAUUGAAUCUCUCUUCAGGUCGAAUUUGGGUGUUCUGGACUAUUGACAGGUCGAGAAUAGAACAGGGAUGGGAUCAAUAGACCAAUAGGGCAUGGUUUCCCCACAUUGGCCUAUAUCAUGCUUACGCCGUGAUAGGUCUUGGGGACAUUUAUUGACGAUGUCGCCGCCGGAUGUCCUAAUUGGGAAUGCCGAGGUUUCAUCAACUGAAGCCAUCAAGAAAUCAACGGGGGCGCAGCGAAGGUUAUAAGUUGAGAUUCGGUCCUCGGCGUUGGUAGACCUGGAGUUUUCAUUCUCUAGGCCAUCGUGGACUUCCUCCAUCUGAAACGAAUAUCGAUUUUGUCUAGCUUUAUUCCGUGAAACGAGUUACGACAUUUUAUUUUUGAAACACGCAGCUUGUUCGACAUGCCGUCUGCAGAAGUGAACGGCGCCCAUGUGAACGGCGCCCAUGUAAAUGGCCACACUAAUGGCCACACCAACGGCCAUAUUAACGGCCAUACCAACGGUCACGCAAAGGGGUUUAAAAACCCGUCACUGCAAGUAACCGAAGACCACCAGUUGAAGCUGGUAGAUGCUCCUAUCCAAGAGCCUGGUCCCGGGGAGGUCACUUUGCAGAUUAAGUGUUCGGGAAUCUGCGGAUCAGAUAUGCAUUUGUGGAAAUCAGGGCGCAUAGGAUCUUUGGAGGUCAGGGGCGAUUGCAUCCUAGGACAUGAAGCGGCUGGCGUCGUGCUCAAGUGCGGAGAAGGAGUGACUAAUCUCAUACCAGGGGAUAGAGUGGGCAUCGAGCCCCAGGAACCAUGCGAAAAGUGCUUCCUCUGUAUGGAAGGCCGGUAUAACCUUUGCGAAGAUGUCAAAUUCUCUGGAAUUUGGCCAUAUAACGGGACUAUCCAGAGAUUUAAGGUCCAUCCUGCAAAGUGGCUAUACAAAAUCCCAGAUGACUUAAGUUAUACCGAAGGCGCAUUGCUUGAACCGCUGAGUGUGAUUUUGCACGGCAUCAAAGGAGCAAAUGUAAAGCUGGGCCGUCCUUCACUCGUCUGCGGCGCAGGGCCCAUUGGACUCGUUGCCUUAGCAGCCGCAAGGGCUUCUGGUGCUCACCCCCUGGUCAUAACAGAUAUUGACCAGGGACGUCUCGAAUUUGCGAAGGAAUUUGUCCCGCGAUGCCAGACGUACCAGAUCAAUUCCAAGUUGAGCCCCGAGCAAAAUGCAAAGGAGAUUCGAAAACUGUUCGGAGAUGAUGAAUACUCCGCGCCGGCAUCAGUAAUGGAAUGUACCGGUGUCGAGAGCAGUGUCUGCACGGCCGCUUUCUCUGUUCGUAGAGGGGGGACGAUUAUGGUAAUUGGCGUUGGUAGGCCCGUGAUGAACAACAUUCCAUUCAUGCAUCUAUCCCUUGCCGAGAUCGACCUAAAGUUCAUCAAUCGAUAUAGAGACACCUGGCCAGGCGCUAUCAAUUGCAUGAGCGGUGGCAUUCUCGAUCUCAACAAGUUGGUAACACACAAAUUCCCGCUCGAGAAGGCUAUUGAGGCUUUCGAGCUGUGCGCCGAUGUUAGGAACGGAAGUAUUAAGGUCCAUAUCGUCGACGAAGUGGACGCGUCGCUGUAA
Annulohypoxylon truncatum is the source of this 1850-nucleotide messenger RNA. Its product is annotated as sorbitol dehydrogenase. Gene Ontology annotation, biological process: D-sorbitol catabolic process. Gene Ontology annotation, molecular function: L-iditol 2-dehydrogenase (NAD+) activity; zinc ion binding. Bases 657 to 1850 code for a protein of 397 amino acids. The record is from RefSeq and is a predicted model, not a curated record. NCBI's taxonomy places the organism in Eukaryota, Fungi, Ascomycota, Sordariomycetes, Xylariales, Hypoxylaceae. The transcript is spliced from 5 exons.